AUUUUUUCCAGGAGAAUCCGACACUCCCGAAGGCCGAAGUAAACAAUAUCAACUUAUCCAUGGCACGCUAAUCUCCAAACUCAGUCGCCAAGCAUCACAAUUAAGCAAAAUGUGCUAUAGAAGUAAAAAAGAUGGGACCUUUAUGACGGCUAAUGGGUUUUAUAAAUCUCUUUAUUACAUUUUCUUGAUCGUUGUGAUGGCUGGCUGGAUAGAGGUGGCCGCCGAUGAAGAAAAGCGAAUUCCCACCACCUUGGAUGGCCCUUUCAAGCCUGUGACGAGGAGGUUCGACCCUUCUUUGCGCCAAGGCAGUGAUGACUUGCCCAUGGAACAUCCCAGGCUCCAGAGGAAUGUAACCUCCAUGUUUCCUGAGCAGGUCGCUCUUGCAUUAUCCACCCCUACUUCUAUGUGGGUCUCUUGGGUCACUGGGGAAUCUCAGAUUGGAUUGAAUGUGACGCCACUAGAUCCAGCAAAAGUAAGAAGCGAGGUGUUUUAUGGAAAAUCAGGUGGGGCCUACACAAAGACUAAAACUGGGGUUUCAAUGGUUUACAGUCAGUUGUAUCCAUUUGAAGGUCUAUGGAAUUACACUUCUGGCAUUAUUCAUCAUGUUAAAAUCGAUGAUCUUGAGCCUGAGACAAAGUAUUACUACAAGUGUGGAGAUAGUGUUUUAGGCGCAAUGAGUGAGGAGUUUGUAUUUGAGACCUUGCCUUUGCCUGCACCUCACAAGUAUCCUCGUCGAAUAGCUGUGAUUGGAGAUUUAGGCCUCACAAGUAAUUCAACUACAACCAUUGAUCAUCUCAUCACGAAUGAUCCUUCAAUGGUAUUGAUGGUUGGGGACAUGACAUAUGCAAAUCAGUACAUUACAACCGGUGGAAAAGCGGCCUCUUGCUAUUCAUGUCAGUUUCCUGAUUCGCCCAUCAGGGAGACCUAUCAACCUCGUUGGGAUGGAUGGGGAAGGUUUAUGGAACCAUUGACCUCAAGAGUUCCAAUGAUGGUCAUAGAAGGCAACCAUGAGAUUGAACCCCAAGCAGAAGCAGUAACAUUUAGGUCAUAUUUGACAAGAUUUUCUGUCCCUUCAAAUGAAUCGGGAUCUAUGAGUAACUUCUACUACUCAUUUAAUGCUGGUGGUGUACAUUUCAUAAUGCUUGGGGCCUAUGUUGACUACAACAGAACUGGUGCUCAGUAUAGUUGGCUAAUAGAAGACUUGAAGAAAUUAGAUCGCAGCAUAACUCCAUGGCUUGUUGCUGCAUGGCAUCCUCCUUGGUAUAACAGCUACUCAUCACACUAUCAGGAAUUUGAGUGCAUGAGGCUAGAAAUGGAACAAGUCUUGUAUCACUAUGGAGUUGACAUUGUCUUUUCCGGACAUGUUCAUGCAUAUGAGCGGAUGAACCAUGUGUACAAUUAUACUCUGGAUCCUUGCGGGCCAGUCUACAUAACAGUGGGGGAUGGUGGUAACAUUGAGAAGGUUGAUGUUGAUUUUGCAGAUGACUACGGGAAAUGUCCAUCUGGUGGUGAUAAUAGACCAGAAUUUGGAGGUGUAUGUCACAUGAACUUCUCAUCCGGCCCUGCCAAAGGAAAAUUUUGCUGGGACAGACAACCCGAAUGGAGUGCAUAUAGAGAGAGCAGUUUCGGACAUGGAAUACUUGAGGUUGUAAAUUCCAGUCACGCACUAUGGACUUGGCAUAGGAAUCAGGAUGUUUACAAGAACAACGCUCACGGUGAUCAGAUAUACAUUGCAAGGAAGCCUCAGGGUUGCUCCAUAUCUUCUGACUUCUGAGUGGUUGCUACCCAGUGCCUGCCUAGAUGAAUCCGGUUGGAGUGGUUGCUUACUUGCUUUGCUAGACGGUAGUUUGGCUGUCCGGUAUCCACUGAUUCCAGUAUUCCACUCGCAGGAAGCAGCCACACAGGACAGAAAUAACACACUUACACUGUGACACAAUGAAAGAAUGAAAGAUUGAAUAACAUCAGAAGUAUGAAGAAAAUCGGAGAAGCUGAAAUCAGGGGAAUCGCAAAUUCGCAAGAGGUAUUCAUAGCUAUGGAAUAAAAGAUUAUAGAAGAUAUUUAGCAUAAAAAUCCUUACGGUAAAAAUAAUAAAUUGAUUUAAUUUCAUACCUUUCCGACGCUUUCAUAGUCGCUUGAAUCGCAGUCUUCUCCUAGAAACACGGCUUUGUCCCUUCGAUUCUCCAUGCGUUCAAGACUUCAAGUACCGAAGACCCAGUAACUCGAAUAAUAUAGAAACUGCCGCUUCGAUUCUUUGCAGGGCUGGUUAAUGCUAGGAUGAGUUGCAUCGGGCUGUCUAUUUUAAAAUUUUUAAUUUUACUCUUUACUCAUGGGCCUAGGUAUACUACUAGGGUUAAAAAAUUUGGGGCCCUCCAAAGUUGGAGGCCCUGUGCAGCUGCUCCAGUUGCACCUGGACUGGGCCGGACCUGACAGUAAAGUCAAAUUUCUUUCCUUAUUUUGUGUGAAGUCAAAGUGUGAAGAUUAAAUAAAACCGGAGGGAGUAUAUAUCAAGCAAAUAAGUCAUGAAACGUUAUAUAAUACGUAGUACGUAGUAUAUUAAUUAUAUUUCUCUUACGUUUAGUGAGUAUAUCACACCCAAACAUAUGCAACUUAUUUUGUAAUCCCGCGUUCUUUAAUAAUUGAAGCAAUUCUAAUAUUAUACUCUUCAAUUGGCAUAAUAUACCACAAAUUAGUUGCUUUAAUGGGAAAGUGACAAAGUUUUUUGGGACAACCAAAAAUGGAAAGUUGGCAAAGUUCAAUGGGACGGAGGGAGUAUUAUUUGGUGCAAUCUUUUUAGAAUUGCCUCUAAAAGCUUGCUCCAAAAGCAUGGUUGCCCCUAAAAGUUAUUAUUUGGAGCAACCUUUUCAGGGAUGCCUCUAAAAACUUGUUGCAAAAUUAUAAUCACCCCUAAAACAUUUACUUCAAAACAACAUAUCAAUUAUCACUACAAGAAAAUUGAUUUUUUGCGACAAACAAUUUGCGACAGAUUAAACAAAUUUGCGAAAAUGAUGUGUUUUCUUGAAGCUAGCUUUUGGAACUAAGUUGUUAAAUCAUAAUGUUUUAGUAACUCUCUAGUUCCUUACAAAUUUUUCAUGGGGAUAGUGUAGAUUAGAUUAAACAAGUUAUUUAAAUAGGUACUAGUUACUAUAUAUAUUCAGUUAUUUAAAGAAAAUUUAGUUUGAUAUCUUGUGCAAUACUUUAAGGGAUGCGUUGCUUUUGUGAGUUAUUUAUAAUAAACUUUAGUUUAUAUUAACAUGUAUAAAGUAUAUGAAAUUUGACAUAAAAUAUAAUAAUUGCCCCAAAAUGCAUGUUGUCUAAUUAGUUUUAUUUCAAAGAAGUGUAUAGUAAUGCCUCCAAUAACAUUUUGAGUCAUUAAAUAAGGAUGCCUCUAAUAACUUUUUGACACAACAUAAUAUGGUUGCCUCUAAUGAUAUUUUGAGGCAGAAGAGUAUGGUUGUUUCUAAAGGUACAUUUUUUGAAGCAAAAAAUUAUUGCCUCUAAAUUGCCACGGACUAUUGCCUCUAAAGUGCCAAGGACUUUUUGCCUCUAAUGAAGCAAAAAAUGGUUGUUUAGUCCAUCAUUUUGUGAUGGACUUUUUGUUGGCAACCACUAAAUUGCCUCCAAAGAGCAUUAGAGACUACUUUGUUAUAUUUAGAGGCAAUUAUGGUGUGCCUCUACAAAUCAGUUUUUGUGUAGUGUAAUUUGACAGAUAAUUUACAUACAUGACGAACUUGCUGAUUUUAUUUCCAUCAUUUGCAAUGGAGCUAAAGAUUCAUUAUUUUUUGGCUUGAAAAUAUGAUGGAAUAAAGCAAAAUGACUCACUAAACUGUCUGCACGCGCUUUUUUGUUAUGAAGCAACAGUCAGUCCAUGCAAUUUUGGACGCGAUUUUCACUAUGGGUCAUCCAGAAACAGUCUCUCUGUGCUUUAGUACAGGGGUAAGACUGCGUACAUCCGACCCCCUUACCCCACCGUAAGUGGGAGCCUUUGCGGCACUGGCGUAAAUGAUAAUGAAAAUGAAACCAACUUGUUGAUUUUGAAUCCUUGAAAGCUGAAACCGGAUUUAGAAGUUAAAUUAGGGUAGGGACCCCGGACUCUGCUUUUCUAUAUCCACCACUGCGUUGAAGGCAAUAUAAAAUUGUUCGAUGGCCAAACACCAUAACUCAAAAUGAUAUUAAUAAAACUAAAAAAUGCAUUGAUAUAAUGGCACAAAAAUAUAAAAUCAUUUACAUAACACUACGUACAGAAAUAUAUAAUAAAUGGACUAUAAUUAAUUUAUACGUCAUACUUCAGUGCGAUGCACGAAAUAUUAAUACAUUUAUAUUAUUGAUCAUGUUGUAUGAUAAAAAACACCAAUGAAUAUAAACUGCAUGAAUAAGUGAUAUGAUAAAAAUAGAAAUAUUGACAUUUGUUGUUAUAAUAAAUAAAAUGACACUACUUUCAUCUUUUUUCAUUUGAAGUUCAUCAUAUCGUUGACGUUUAUCAGUACACGACUUUGAUCAUUAAUAUAUUUAAUUAGCUAUUAGUAAAAUAAAUUACAUAUUCAAAUUUUACUUGAGACAAAUUAUAUAAUUAUAUUUUAUUACAUCAUUUUAAUUAAUGUAUUAUUAAUAAAAUGUACUCAAAGUAUAUUAUGCCAAUUGAAGAGUAUAAUAUUAGAAUUGCUUCAAUUAUUAAAGAACGCGGGAUUACAAAAUAAGUUGCAUAUGUUUGGGUGUGAUAUACUCACUAAACGUAAGAGAAAUAUAAUUAAUAUACUACGUACUACGUAUUAUAUAACGUUUCAUGACUUAUUUGCUUGAUAUAUACUCCCUCCGGUUUUAUUUAAUCUUCACACUUUGACUUCACACAAAAUAAGGAAAGAAAUUUGACUUUACUGUCAGGUCCGGCCCAGUCCAGGUGCAACUGGAGCAGCUGCACAGGGCCUCCAACUUUGGAGGGCCCCAAAUUUUUUAACCCUAGUAGUAUACCUAGGCCCAUGAGUAAAGAGUAAAAUUAAAAAUUUUAAAAUAGACAGCCCGAUGCAACUCAUCCUAGCAUUAACCAGCCCUGCAAAGAAUCGAAGCGGCAGUUUCUAUAUUAUUCGAGUUACUGGGUCUUCGGUACUUGAAGUCUUGAACGCAUGGAGAAUCGAAGGGACAAAGCCGUGUUUCUAGGAGAAGACUGCGAUUCAAGCGGCUAUUGAUAUGCACUAAUUAGUAGUGCAUAAGUGUAUGUUUUUUAUGUUUGAUUUGUGUGUAUUGUUUAUCGUUUUAUUUAGUUUGUAAACAUUUAUGUGAUUUUAGUUGUAAUUGUAUUUUAAUCUUCAUUUGUAAGUUGGAAAGUAGAAUUAGUAUUUAUGGUGUUGGAAAGGAAGAGUUUGAAGUGAAGAAAAAGGUGAUAAGUGUGCCCAGGAGCACAAACCCGGUCGGGUUAGACCAUGCACCCGGUCGGGUCUGAUGUAAAAUCCGAAACUGCCUGGAAAAUCAUCAGACCCGGUCGGGUCCCCUACUUGACCCGGUCGGGUCAGACUUGACCCGGGACACCAGAACGUGCCGAAGAUCGCCAGAACAUGGAGGAUAUCUGAUUUUGACCGGACCCGGUCGGGUAAGCACCUAACCCGGUCGGGUACCCGGCCCAAGGUGUUGAAAAACACCUAUAAAUAACCCCAUUUUCCUUCACAAAGAAUAAUCCCUUCUUCCAUACUCUUAAGCUCAGUUUAGAAUAGUAUUUCUUUUAUAUUUUUUAGCAUGUUUAGUCUCCAAAUGAGGAGCUAAACUUCCAUUUCUUGGUAUUGCUCUUGAAGCUUGUUGAUUAUUAAAGUUGUGAGUUAUUUUCUUAACUUCUUUUCCUUGAAUAUUAAUUCUUCCUUUAAAUACUAUUUCUAUAUCAAUGUUGGGGAGUGUUGCUAAGAUGACAAUUAGUUAACAUCUUGACAUUGGUUUUAGUAAUAGCUAUUCCUUCCUCUAUGUUAAUAUCGGGGAGUGUUACUAAGAUGACAAUUAGUUAACAUCUUGAUAUUUAACUAUAGUAGGAUUCAUUCCCUUUUAAUAUUCUUCCUUGAGUAUUAAUUAAUUCCUAUUCAUAUUUCAUAUUAAUAUUUCGAACAUUACUUAAAGGAUCAACUAGUUUUGUUUCAUAUAUUAAUUACUACUAGAAAUGAUCAACGAACCGAUGGUUAAUCGUUGAUAGUUUCACAAGUAAGUAACUUCGGUUUAUUAAUGCACGGUCGUGGUUAAUAGACUUAAGAGGGAUUAAUUUUGUUGGUUAAACCGAAACCGUUGUGUUAAGGUUAUCAAUCUCAAUUGAUUUCAUCAAGGAGUUAAAAGAUUAAAUGCUACUAUCAAGUCGGUAUAUGGCGUUGUUCUAUACUUGACUAAUAGUAAGGGUUAUUAAUGAACGGUCGUUGUUAAUAACUAUCCUCGAUGAAUUGGAUAUACUCCUCGAUUGAGUAUUCGAGAGGAGAUAAGUUAUAGGUAUAACAAUGAUCGACUAAAAUAUAUCAACAAGUGGAAAGUAGCAAUACCAAGUCAAUUUUAUCUUUGAAUUAAAUCCCAUAUAAAUCGUUCAUCUUCGUGUUUAAAUUUAAUUAAAUCACUCAACAAUCAAAACCCCCCCCUUUACUUACUAUUUAUAUAAAAAGAAAAUUAUUCCUUUCCCUGUGGAUACGAACUCUACUUCACCUAUACUACGUAUAAGUGUUAGUGUUGAAUUUAUUUUGAGUGCACUCACGACAAAGUGCACGUCAAAUUUGGCGCCGUUGCCGGGGAAAGGCAAUUAUUUUUCUUUUUAUUUUAUCUCAUAAAAAUCAAAAACAAAAAAAAAUAAAAAUAAAAAUUAUAAAAAAAAAAUCUUACUCUUCUAUUUUCUGAGCUUACAUGAGUUAUGAGAAUAUGGAUACCAAUAUAACAUCCUUAGAGAGUCAAAUUUCCACUUUGACUUCUCUAAUAAAGGAAUUUAUAUUAAACUCAAAAGCUCAAGAUGUCGAGACAUGCAACAUUUGCAUGUCUCACAGGCAUCUUACGGAUUUUUGCCCGAAGCUCCAAGAAGAAUACUUCGAACGAAUCGAUGAUGAUGUUGGUUUCCAAGGGAAGGAACCUCACAUGAGGUAUGACCCGUUCUCGACCUCUAACAUGUCCACGGAAGACAUUAUUUUGACUCUUGCUACCAACAUGACCACCAUGCAACAAAACAUUGUGGAAUUCCAAAAUGAGACCAAGUCUAGCAUUCUAAACUUGGAAACUCAAAUGAGUCAAAUAGUUGAAGCUGUGAAUAGACUUGAAGCAAGAGAUUCGGGGAAACUUCCCUCUCAAAUAGAAUGUGAUCCUAAACAGCAAACUUUUGCAAUCACAUCGACAAAUGAGAAGGCAAUGCAAAAGGAGAUCCAGAAUGCAGAAGAAGUAGAGGAGGAAAAAGACACGGAGCUCCAACUGGUCAAUGAAGAGGAUAAGCUGAGCUUCAAAUUCAAAUUUUUGUCAUUGUCAUCUUUUGAGGUAUCUCCAUCAUCUCUGGAAGCUUUAAGAGAAUCUCGUAAACUUGAAAUGGAAAAUGACAUUUCUGAAAUCUCCUUCAAAAUUGAGGGAUCGAAAAACUUUUCAUUGACCAUACUACAUGAUAAUUUCUUCCCCUUCCUCCCACCACAUAAAUCAAUGAAAAUCUGGAUAUUUGAUCCUGGAAAGAUUUCCAAAGUGGAGAGUCGAGAAAUUGAGCACUCCUAUGGAGGUCCUAGGAGUGAAAAUUUGAAGAAAAUUAAUUAUCAUGAUCCAAGCUUGAACGAUUGAACACAAUGAUGGCGUCGUGCCGCGACGUUAAACGAGGCGCUUCUUGGGAGGCAACCCAUGUAAGGUACGUUUACUUUUUGUUCUAGUUUAAGUUUACACUUCAAAAAAAAAAAAAAAAAAAGUGAAGCCUGGGGAACAUACCCGGCCGGGUACCACACUACACCUGGUCGGGUAUAGCGUAAAAAUACCCUACCCGCACAACUCGCCCGGGCGAGGCAGCUGAGGAACAGAGAAAAAUAGACACACCCAACCGGGUAGACCCCUAUACCCGGUCGGGCAACCCUGCAAAAAAAAACUCUCUGCCUCGGGUUAACAGUUUACGCCCGACCGGGUCAGUCACUAUACCCGGCCGGGCGGUCGGGAAAAAUCCCGAUCAGGAGGCGGGCGGGCAGCUUUCUUCCUCACUUUCUUUUCCCCAUUCGAACCAAACCCCAAAUUUCCUCCAUUUCCAAGAGUCCAAAUCUUCAUAUCUCCUACAUCCAUCCACCAAAUGCAUCAAGUAAACCCAAUUCAUUCAUCUCCUCUUCACCCUCUUCAUCUCCACACCCACAAAUCACCAACAAAACCUCCCACAAGUACCCAAAAAAAAAAACGCAAUCAUCUCAUACACAAGCACUAGGGACAGUGCUUUGAUUAGCUUGGGGGGAGAGUUUUAUGGAAUACUCACAUUCAUACUCUUUAUUCUUGUUUAAAAAAAAAAAAAAACUUGUUAAGUUGAAAACCUGAAAGGGCAACUUAAGCAAAAAUAAAGAAAAAAUAAGAGUGAGUUGUGAGGAUUGAAACAGAAAAAUGUGGGAAGCUGGGAUGAAAACCCGAAAGGGCACCUAGGCAAAAUGAAAGAAUGAGAGAAAGUAUUUUCUUUUCUGCAGGAUCCUAAGGGUAACGAAAAAAAAAAAUGAGGUUGAUAAGAAAUAUGGAGUUGAAGACCCCUCUUUACUCUUAUAUUUUUGGGGAUAUUUUUUUGGUUUACUCGAGACGAGUAAAGGUUCAAGUGUGGGGGUGUUUGAUAUGCACUAAUUAGUAGUGCAUAAGUGUAUGUUUUUUAUGUUUGAUUUGUGUGUAUUGUUUAUCGUUUUAUUUAGUUUGUAAACAUUUAUGUGAUUUUAGUUGUAAUUGUAUUUUAAUCUUCAUUUGUAAGUUGGAAAGUAGAAUUAGUAUUUAUGGUGUUGGAAAGGAAGAGUUUGAAGUGAAGAAAAAGGUGAUAAGUGUGCCCAGGAGCACAAACCCGGUCGGGUUAGACCAUGCACCCGGUCGGGUCUGAUGUAAAAUCCGAAACUGCCUGGAAAAUCAUCAGACCCGGUCGGGUCCCCUACUUGACCCGGUCGGGUCAGACUUGACCCGGGACACCAGAACAUGGAGGAUAUCUGAUUUUGACCGGACCCGGUCGGGUAAGCACCUAACCCGGUCGGGUACCCGGCCCAAGGUGUUGAAAAACACCUAUAAAUAACCCCAUUUUCCUUCACAAAGAAUAAUCCCUUCUUCCAUACUCUUAAGCUCAGUUUAGAAUAGUAUUUCUUUUAUAUUUUUUAGCAUGUUUAGUCUCCAAAUGAGGAGCUAAACUUCCAUUUCUUGGUAUUGCUCUUGAAGCUUGUUGAUUAUUAAAGUUGUGAGUUAUUUUCUUAACUUCUUUUCCUUGAAUAUUAAUUCUUCCUUUAAAUACUAUUUCUAUAUCAAUGUUGGGGAGUGUUGCUAAGAUGACAAUUAGUUAACAUCUUGACAUUGGUUUUAGUAAUAGCUAUUCCUUCCUCUAUGUUAAUAUCGGGGAGUGUUACUAAGAUGACAAUUAGUUAACAUCUUGAUAUUUAACUAUAGUAGGAUUCAUUCCCUUUUAAUAUUCUUCCUUGAGUAUUAAUUAAUUCCUAUUCAUAUUUCAUAUUAAUAUUUCGAACAUUACUUAAAGGAUCAACUAGUUUUGUUUCAUAUAUUAAUUACUACUAGAAAUGAUCAACGAACCGAUGGUUAAUCGUUGAUAGUUUCACAAGUAAGUAACUUCGGUUUAUUAAUGCACGGUCGUGGUUAAUAGACUUAAGAGGGAUUAAUUUUGUUGGUUAAACCGAAACCGUUGUGUUAAGGUUAUCAAUCUCAAUUGAUUUCAUCAAGGAGUUAAAAGAUUAAAUGCUACUAUCAAGUCGGUAUAUGGCGUUGUUCUAUACUUGACUAAUAGUAAGGGUUAUUAAUGAACGGUCGUUGUUAAUAACUAUCCUCGAUGAAUUGGAUAUACUCCUCGAUUGAGUAUUCGAGAGGAGAUAAGUUAUAGGUAUAACAAUGAUCGACUAAAAUAUAUCAACAAGUGGAAAGUAGCAAUACCAAGUCAAUUUUAUCUUUGAAUUAAAUCCCAUAUAAAUCGUUCAUCUUCGUGUUUAAAUUUAAUUAAAUCACUCAACAAUCAAAACCCCCCCCCUUUACUUACUAUUUAUAUAAAAAGAAAAUUAUUCCUUUCCCUGUGGAUACGAACUCUACUUCACCUAUACUACGUAUAAGUGUUAGUGUUGAAUUUAUUUUGAGUGCACUCACGACAAAGUGCACGUCAGCUAUGAAAGCGUCGGAAAGGUAUGAAAUUAAAUCAAUUUAUUAUUUUUACCGUAAGGAUUUUUAUGCUAAAUAUCUUCUAUAAUCUUUUAUUCCAUAGCUAUGAAUACCUCUUGCGAAUUUGCGAUUCCCCUGAUUUCAGCUUCUCCGAUUUUCUUCAUACUUCUGAUGUUAUUCAAUCUUUCAUUCUUUCAUUGUGUCACAGUGUAAGUGUGUUAUUUCUGUCCUGUGUGGCUGCUUCCUGCGAGUGGAAUACUGGAAUCAGUGGAUACCGGACAGCCAAACUACCGUCUAGCAAAGCAAGUAAGCAACCACUCCAACCGGAUUCAUCUAGGCAGGCACUGGGUAGCAACCACUGUAUAAGAAGAAUUGCAUUUGAGGCCUUCCAUUAGUCAAUGCCGGGCCUGUUUACUGUAGAGUACACUGUUGAGGCACUGUUUGACACUGUUGAGACACUGUUGAGACACUGUUUGGCACUGUGGAGACACUGUUUGGCACUGUUUGACACUGUUUUGAUGUAGAUUUCUUUGCCAAAAAAGAAAAUAAGGAAGUGUGAAGUUUAUUUUAGACCGUCCCAAAAAGAAAAGUGUGAAGUUUAUUAAAAACUGGAGGGAGUAUAUUUUCAAAAAAGUAUUUGGUUGAUACAUAUUGUCAAACUGAAUAAUAAUUUGUUUUAGUAAAUAUAAUAGAUAGUAUCAAUGGAAGGAUAAAAUAUAGUGUGAUGUUAAUCACCCUUCGUCG
This is a messenger RNA of Cuscuta epithymum, 11025 nucleotides long. The record is from the annotation of a GenBank genome assembly. Lineage: Eukaryota; Viridiplantae; Streptophyta; Magnoliopsida; Solanales; Convolvulaceae.